Molecule: messenger RNA, 820 nt
Organism: Drosophila ficusphila
Lineage: Eukaryota; Metazoa; Arthropoda; Insecta; Diptera; Drosophilidae
Exons: 3
Coding region: 38-820 (260 amino acids)
Molecular function (GO): lysozyme activity
Source: RefSeq, a predicted model, not a curated record
UUGCGACAGCUCGAGGGAAAAGCUGUCUCUUCUCACAAUGAAUCAAAUCUCGAGCAGCAGUGUGGCGGAAUUAUCCAAAAAUGUCGAGGAUAUAGAAACGGAUCCGGCCAAAGUGGCCGAGCAUCAGGAGUACGCCGAAGCUUUGUCAAUGUCCGAAAGGAAUGGCAAACGGCGAUGGAAUCAAACAUUUCUUCAGACUCGAAAUGUCCUCAGUGUGGUCGCCAUUCUUAUCGCCCUGCUGCUCAUAAUCGGAGCAAUUUACAUGCACUUAAGACAGAAGCAUCAUCUGGGCCGAUUGCACCUCAAUCGCAAGGAUCCGGGUGGCGAGGAUGUCCUGGAGGCGGACUUCCCCCUGGUCACCGUUCCCGGAGUGGCUGCCCAGACGAUAACAACAUUCCGGCCACCUUCAUCUCCACCUCCAUCUCCGCUGGAGCCAAGUGCCGAGUGCCUGGCCUGCAUGGCCAUCACAGCCACGAACAAUAUUCCGGCACCAUGCAAGUUCAAUGGAAGGGUGGUGCAGUGCGGCAUUUACCGCAUCUCCCACGACUACUGGAUGGACACACAGCUAGUAAUUGAUCCGUACGACUCACUUGCACAUGACUACGAAGGAUGCGUGGCGGUGCAGGAUUGCGCCGAGAAGAUUGUCCGUGGCUAUGUGAGCCGCUAUGGGAAGGAUUGCGAUGCAGACGGAAGGAUCGGGUGUCGGGAUCACAUAAUGCUGCACAUGCGAGGACCCAGUGGGUGUCAAAAGCAAGAGCCACUGCCCAUAUGGAGCAAAACGCGUAUGGAGGACUGUCUGAAGUACAGGGGGUUGCCAUAG